Larimichthys crocea (large yellow croaker) is the source of this 3520-nucleotide messenger RNA. RefSeq names its product complement C1q and tumor necrosis factor-related protein 9A. Gene Ontology annotation, molecular function: protein binding. The transcript is spliced from 5 exons. Lineage: Eukaryota; Metazoa; Chordata; Actinopteri; Sciaenidae. The record is from RefSeq and is a predicted model, not a curated record. The coding region runs from base 15 to 1538 and encodes 507 amino acids.
UCUUCCUCCAGACGAUGCUGCACAACUCGGACGGAGCGAUGUUGUCGAGGCUGCUGGGAAUCCUCGCCCUCUGUUCCCUCUGCUCAGCCAUGCUAAACAACACUGCCCCAGGGACUGGCUUUGGUGUGGACAACACCAUUGAUUGGAGAGGCUCGGGCUCGAACUCGGGCUCGGACUCGGGCUCGGACUCGGACUCGGACUCAGAUGAAAGUGGGGGGCACUUCCCCUUUAAUGCACGUGCCCGUCAUCACCACAUGCCGGGGCCACCCAGCAACAUGACCCGGAUGAUGAUGAGAGAAGAUGACAUGCCCAUUUUACCUGAUCUAUCAAUCUGUGACAUGCUGUUGAGCUCACCUAACCCGCCACCUAUCAACGAGAUUCCUUUUUUCUGCCUCUGUUCCCACUGUAAGGGUACCGUGGGACCCAAAGGAGACCGCGGAGACCGAGGUCUCCCAGGUCUACCUGGGAGUCCUGGGAGGAGAGGAAUGAUGGGGUUCCCAGGUCAUCCAGGAUUCACAGGCGCUCCGGGGAUGAAGGGUCAGAAGGGCGACGUUGGGGAGCAGGGGAUGCCUGGAUCUAUGGGUUUCACUGGGAUGAAGGGCGAGCGAGGCUUCAAAGGAGAAAAAGGUGACAGAGGAACGGCAGGCCCCCAAGGUCAACAAGGCCCCCAGGGAGAAACCGGCAUAUGCCCUGCUUCCUGCGAUAGUGUCCAGGGUCCACCAGGUGAACAAGGCCCCUCUGGGCCAGCCGGUUCUCGGGGCCUGCCUGGAAUCAAGGGAGAAAGGGGACCCAUGGGUUUUAAGGGUGAUAAAGGUGACCUGGGCAUACCUGGCAACCCUGGGGUGGACGGCCAGAAGGGUGAUCAAGGUAUGCAGGGGAUAUGUGAGUGCACAGAUGGGGAAGACGGCGCUAAUGGGGCAGCAGGAGCAAAGGGGGAUAAAGGGGAUAAAGGUGACACUGGCCCCCGGGGUGCACAGGGUACUAUGGGGCUAAAAGGCAACAUGGGUGCCAUGGGUAUGAUGGGGCAGCCUGGGCCGUGCUCCCCAACCAUCAAAUCAGCAUUCUCCGCGGCAAUCAACCAGUCGUUUCCAGAGCCUAACCUUCCUGUUCCUUUCUAUACUAUCAUUUAUAAUAAGGAAAACCAUUUCGAUCCAAGAGGCAUGUACACAGCCCCUGUUAAUGGCACAUACGUCUUCACCUUCAACAUGGCAGUUGCUGAAAGGACUCUUAAGGUUGGCCUGUUCCAAAACUUCUGGCCUAUAAUCAAAGCAACGGAAGUGGUAGGAAACGAGCAGUCAUCCGUGAGCCAGACUAUCGUCCUCCACCUCAAAAGGUUUGACCGGGUGUGGCUGCAGGUGAAGAGCAGCACCACCAACGGCAUGUACACCGACAGUGAGAGCAGCAGCACGUUCUCUGGGGGGCUGCAGUUCCCUGACAGCUGCGAUCCGCCCCUGGGCAGACAGAUGUUUCCUCCACAAGAUGACCGAGACUUUAGCUGGGAAGGUCCCGAUGGCAACACCACCCCUCCACCAUACUAGGCUCCAAUCAGUCAGUCAGUCGCACAGUUAUAGACAAAGCCAAAGCAUCCACACACACCUAAUCAAACACAAAUCAUCAAAACACAGUGUAUUUAUAACUCCAAGUUUUAAAGGAGGGGUAUUCUAGAAGAGCAGAAUUGUCCAGACGUUACUGUGAGGCUCAACAGGUCGUGUAAAAUAGUGUUUUAUAAACGAGCCAGUCAGAACUACUCUUAAAUAUGUCGGCACCAUUCCUGGGUCAUUCUAGAAAUGACCAGUUCAGUGUGGUAGGAGGUAAGAGGUGGGGCGAGCAGAACUGAUGCCAACCAAUGAUUUAAGACUGACCAAACAUGUUCCCCUCAAGAUGAACUUUAAUGCUCUGACUUUGCAACCAGAAUCAGGUCAGAAUUAUAAUUUUAUGAAUAUUUUAAUUGAUUUGUAUUUUUGUUUUUUUUACAGUGUGUGUGUUGAUAAAAAAAAAAACUGAAAUUAUAAGAAAAUUAAGCAGGAUGAAUACCCCCCCUUUAAAUGUGGCGAUAAAUUCACUCUUGAUUGAUUCAACUCACUGAAUUAUAAAAAUGUAUGUAGGCUCACACGUGCCAGCUUGAUAAAUGCAUCUGAUCAUGCACUUGAUACACUUAAUAAAUGGCUAGAUCACUGAGCUGGCCACAGACUUUUUCAGCCGCCUGUAGAGGUUCAGAUUUGCUUAGUCGAUGUUUUUAAAAGCACUUUGCAUUCUCAGAGUAAAUUUAUUUUUAAUCCUUGAGAUCAGCUUGCUGCAGCUUUUUAGAGCCCUUAUCAUGUUGUCUUUUCAAAUGUUAAUGAUGCAUAAAGUCUGAUGGUUAAGAAAGAAAACAAUGAAUUAUUAAAAUUGCAAUCAAAUCGGCUGCUUCGAUCCUCCGACAUUUUAUUUUAGUCAUUUUAUUUCAGACAAAAGCGACAGUGUCUGGAGUAGAGUUUGACAAACUUUACAGCAGAUUCAGAGAACCCACAGCCGUCUCACUGGGUGCUUCUGCACAGAAACAAAGAAACAUCCACUUUCUGUUGUUUAACUGUGUGGAUGGAAAGAAGAUCAGGCGAUAUAUGAAUAUUCAGAGAACAGAUAUGGGCAAAUAAAUCUUCAAAUCAGUCCAAGCUGAAUCUAACAUAACGUUACCUAAUCCCGAGUUCAGCCUGCAGCAUGAUCCUGCUUGAAGCCCGUGUUAGUUCAGUCUGGUUGCAGUCUCCGGCAGGUCAGUCGUCUCUUAUGAUCUGUUCAGUCACGGUGAUCAAAAUGGCUCAACUGAGCGAACUCCGCUGGCUACACCUGGAUCAUCCGGUAACCAAAACUGUGACAGAGUUUAGCGUGCGUACAUGAGAAAUACAACCCACCCUUCUUUUCCAACCAAGAUGCUGAUUUAACAGCAGAGAAUGUAACAUGAAGUUUAUUUUUUGAUAGAAAAUGUGAAUAUGUGAAUCGCCACCAUGCGAUACAGGAAGCUCAAAACUAAUUUGUUGAAAUUUAAAAGAGCAGGUGAGCGUUUAAGGAAGGACGCCGUGACGGAAGAAAAGUCCAGGUCCAUUAGAAAGCCAUGAAGUGUGAUGUGCUGCUGAUGGUUUAAGUGCAAAGUCCCAACCUCCAUCUUAAAGAAAUUUGAGCACAAAAAUCUGAUUUUGUAAAACAAAUAAGAAGAAAUGAGACGUGAGAGAAAUUCCCUGUUUCUAAUAAAUAAUAAAACUAUUAGACAGCAGUGCAGAAAUGAACCGUGCUGCAACAGGAUUUAUUUUAUUUAUGUUUUCUUCAUUUUGACAAAAAGUCACAUGUUUUUCUUUCUUUUCUUUUUCAUGAUAUGAUUGCACAUCUAAAACAUAAGCUCAAUGAAAAUCCCUGAAUUUGACAAACAGAUGAUUUAGGCUUGAAUGAUGCAGAUGUUGAUCGGUGUUUGUGAAUGUGUCACAUCUGUUUGUGCCUCAGUUUGCUGUCUGUGGUUUUUGUCUGAAAUUAAAAAAAACUUCUGAUGUUU